Mixia osmundae IAM 14324 is the source of this 2034-nucleotide messenger RNA. RefSeq lists its product as uncharacterized. NCBI's taxonomy places the organism in Eukaryota, Fungi, Basidiomycota, Mixiomycetes, Mixiales, Mixiaceae. The coding region runs from base 1 to 2034 and encodes 677 amino acids. The transcript is spliced from 3 exons. The record is from RefSeq and is a predicted model, not a curated record.
AUGGAUCUCAGUUGGUGCCUCGUAUGCGAAAGAGGGCUAGAACGCGAAGGAUCGAUCUAUUGCUCGGAUGUGUGCAAAGUCCAGGCGCAGCGCGAGUCACUCAAGAGCAAGUUUGAUCGCGACGAGGAGGAGGCGAACCAAAAUCGCUCGAGAUCCUACCAGUCCCCUCGCUUGAAGCCACAAACUCUCGAACGCCAAUCUCCGAGUCGUCUUGGACACUCUGAGCCAGAGGAGCAGCGCAAGAAUGGCCACCUGAACUCAGUCCCGAGCGUCAAGCGGAUCGCGCAGUGGUUCUCGAGCAGUAAGCCAGGCAGUCCGGCGCCAAGCGAUGCGGCGCCUGCCACAAUGGGAUUGACGAAGCAAACGAGCGUCAAGAGACCAGCCAAACAUGCUCCGCAACCGGUCACGAGCUCGAGCGGCGCGCCUCGGCCAUCCGUUCACGAUCAUCGAUUUGGAGCGUCGCCCGGCUAUGGAUCUCGUCGCGCUGAACGAGGCAGCGAGACGUCAUCGAUCAGCACGACGGGCCUCGAUAGCCAAUCAGGAGAUACAGACGGCAUCGCCUCCAUCUUGACCCAAGAGACGGGCGAGAGCAUACUGUUCCCGUCCGGACUGACUUGCUCCGAAGAGCAGAACGAAGAUCAGCCAGUUCAUAUGAGCUCACAGCAUCCUGUCUUGGAGGACAGCCCGGAGCGCUCAUCGCAUCGACCGACGGCAUUGCAUCUGUACGCUGUCUCGCCUUCGCAUACAAAAGCAGCAUCACCCUCAUUCGUAUCUGCCAACGCCGGUUCGCCGUCUUCGCCGGCCAAACACAAUUAUUCGAGCAUGUACCCCAUGUACCAUAAUCGCAGCGGACACCGACAUCAUGACCUUCGCUCUUCAAACCCACACGCGCAUACUCAAGAUACCCCACCCCACAAUAGCGGUCCUAGCCAAGCGAGACCCUUCACUGCAGCUUCUGAUGCCCGCUCGGUCAUCUCGGGGGCAGUCGCAUCUGCGAGCUCUUCUGUCAAGACGACCACACCGCUGGACAGAGGCUCAGGUUCAGCAUCUGCCUCGACAAACGGCUCGAUCAGACACACGCGCGAUCUCUUGCCGCAUACAGCAUCAUUACGCGCUCGCUCUUCUCAAUCUGACGGCUCAACGCAGAGUCGCAAACAUCUCCAGCGAGGCGACUUCAAGGACGACGUGCCUGCGUCCCGUCGGAUACCGCAAAUGAGAGCGGCCUCGCCCUUGACGGACUCUGACCUGAGUUCGGAGGAGGAAGGAUCUCAAUCAGAUGACAGCUUAGCUUCAGGGUCUGUCGAUUCCGACGCAUCCGAGCAAUCAUUGCGGAUACACGCAAGACGGGGCCGAUUCGCUAGACCCGAAUCCCGGCAAAGUCGUAGCCGAAGUCGAUCCCGGCGGCCAGUGGCAAUGUCAAAGCUGACCAGAACACAGUCUACGUAUAUGGACCGUACCGAAUCGAGCCGAUCAGGUCGAAGCGACCGGUCUUCUUCCUCUGUCAUCAUCGGACCUCAUGAGAGUCAUCGACAAAGAGCCCCUUCACGUCCCUCGCUCGGCAAGGUGGUCGCCAAUUCACGCGUAGCGCCUCAUAUUCCAUCCCCCGUUGUUCAGCCCAUCAGAUCGCAUGUGCACCGUCCUUCGCUCCAGGAGAACAACUUGAGCCAGGUCGAGCACGUCGAGGAAGCUCAGCCGUCCUCUCCAGAGUCCUUCACCUAUGCCGAGCGCUCGCUAGGUCGCUCGGCGAGCAGGACGAAUCGAUCCGGCCAAUGCACACCGCUCGGACUGCUCGGCGCCAACUCAAAUUCAUUCACUUCGCUCGCUGCUCAGUCGGUACAGGGCAGAUCGGUGUGGACAUCGCAUGAACUCAGUCUGGACGACGAGCUGCGUACGAGUCCUGCGGGCAAGGAUACCGAACGCGCGAUCAGGCGGGCAGCUCUGGCAGGACCGGAAGAUGACUCUGAUGAUGAGCUCGAUCGGAGAGGGCGUUCACAUACGACGCUAGCGCGUCUGCAAGCUCGCAUCACCGCUUAG